GCUGCUGCACGCACAGUAACCCUCCUCUCGCCGCCCUAGACUUGGUCUGGCUCCAUGGUAACCGGGAAGCCAAGACACACGUCAAGGGCUGCGGACACCGCCGGUAGUGCUGCGGGCUAAAUGUCCACGGUGCUUACCGGAAAUCUGCCGCUGGAUCGCCAUCGAUGGGUGGCCGAUCCCCCCCGAUUGUCACUGACCCCCGAUGACGGCAUCUGCCUCUGACUCGUCCUCGGAGAUGGUGUGAGGAAGGACUUGGGCUGACAGCCCGGCACUCCGGAGGGCACCAUGCUGAACCAGCGGAGCAGGAGCUACUCAAAUCAAAAAACUCAACUGGAGGUAGAUUUAGAGGAAGACCGGCAAGCCUUACUGGAAGACCAGAGAGUCAUCAGGCAGCGGGCGCGAAAACUAUCGGUGGAGACAAAUCGAAGAAGAAAAGCGCUUGAGGAAAAACAAAGAGAAGAGGAACAAAGGGAGCAGAAGUUCCGGGAAGAAGUUCUUCAGCAGAGAAAGCUAAAGCUUCAGGAGGCGACAGAAAAAUUUCAGCGGGCUCACCUCCCCCCAUCGCAACGCCGGAGAGCUGUUUAUACUGUACAUAAAAGGCCAACUCCAAAACUUGAAGAUGCACUUGACCAAAUUCAGGGAUCCAUCCCCUCCACGUAUUACUACGUAACCAAUCACAGGAGCCCUAAUGGCACCAGAACAUCAGACUCCCCUUCCAGCUUAUCAUCGAUAGGACACUUCACGUGGCCCAGAAGGCAACAGCCGGCGGCCAAGUUGGACCUUGAAAGAAUCUUUCACGAUCGGUCUACGGUCCAGGUAGACAGCAAUCAGUUCUACUUCCAGCACAAACUGGAGGAAGCGCAGCGCCUUCUAGAGGAGCAGCAUCUAAGCAACUUGCAGAAUUUUCACCAAGAAGUUGCACAGCUUACACGUGAAGACAGCUUGUCCAGCUUGGACAGCCUAGAAGGAAAUUUAGAGCCGGCAAAAGAAGAAAAUAGCUCAGUGUUUUCUUCUGUCCCGUUACACAAAGCACUUGCAGACAUUUCUUCUUCCUCCGUGAAUAUGGGAUAUUAUAACACUGAUGAUGGUGUCCGUGGCUUCAACAGUCAGACAAACCUUCCCGAGCCUUCCAGACCUCUACCUGGAGAUAUGAUUGUAGAAAUGCGCUUUCCAGUAGGAGAUGAAGAGAGUGUCCCUCAAAAUGGAUUCCAGCAGAAAACGAUGGACACCUUAACAAGAAAUGAGAAAAUGCAUCCCGUAAGUACAUCCAACCUCUCCAUGUCAAAUCAACAUGUCAGUCAGGUGUCCCGAGUCUCUGGAACUGAGAGCAAGUUAUCCUAUUAUGACAGAGACAAUGCAUCUUGUAAUGUGGUGGUUAGACCAAGCAGAGCCUGGGCCACUCCCGACCCAACUCCAAAAGAGACCAUUCAGAUGUCUGUGCCUCAUGAUAACAAAGACACACCACAACACCCUGGACUAUCAGCAAGACCCGCAAUGACUCAACCCUUGGCAACCCCAGUGGUGGUUCCAUUUUCCGAAAGCUCUUCUAAUAGCUUCCAAUACAAUAUAAGCUCAGAUCUAAAAGUAAGUAAACACUCAGAUAAAAUCCAUUCAAUGAGCUUAGUUCCUGACCCUGAGAUCCUUACAAAUAUAUACAAUGCACAGUUCCAUACUAUAAAAACCAGCCACAGAAAACCUGAAGAGAUCAAUAGCCGAGAUAGUCCGUUACAUCAAAAAAGGUCUUCACCAACCGAAACUGAUUCGGGCGUAAUACAAGAUCCAAAGGGUCAUCAAAAUGGAACGGCACUUUCUCUCAACGAUCCUGACCUGGCGUUGUCUACUCUCUAUAGAAAGGCAAGAAUUAAUACUGCCGGAAAAGAAGGGAAGAAGUUGUUAAAGAGUAUAUUGAAGAAGGUCUCCAAGUAUGAGAAUGGUUACACCAGAGUGAUGGGUAUUAACAAGAUGGUUCUCAGAGGGGACAGGGCCUCCACCGGCAUUCGAGACAGUGUUGAACUGAUAAAGGAAAAAGAGCAUAAGAAAACAAACAAUAAAAAAUUGAGGUGGUUGGAUGAAAUCGAUAAACUCAUGGAUAAUCAAGGUGUACCAGGUAUGAAUGGGGCAAUGCAGGCUACCGUAAAGUCCUCAGUCGAAUCCACAGCUGCGGCAUACUCCAAAGAGAACGACCUGGCCCAUACAACUUCACAAAAUGGCCAGACAGGACCUCUUGCAGGAACGCCCAGUUCUGUCUUCUCUACAGGUUACCAUUUCGCUAAGCAGGCAUGGAUGGUUUCUAAAGAUGAGGAACCAAAUUCUGUAGGACAUAUGCACACAGUUAGAAGCUCUCCAAAAGCAAAGACAAGGGUAGUAAGACGUCCAAAAUCAGCCAGAACCCCAUCGUCAGUGGUGCACCGGAAUAGGAAGGGCAUUAUAAUUCGACCACAGUCAGCAACCGAGGCCAGCAGGAUUGCAAGGUCUCAGGGAAAGAUCAUGACUCCUCAUCCUCCUCCGAGGCCUGCUUCAGACAACAAUAAUAACAGAGAACCAGUGGCCAAGGCUCAGCCAGUCACCAUUUCUCAGAUUAAUCAUUCAAACAAUGUUGUGUCAUCUACCAACCAUGUUAUAAUCAAGGACAAUAUGGCUUCUCAGACCAUGUCUCAUUCCUCGGGUAAUACACAGAUCCCUCAGGCUUAUGUUCCUUCUGAUCCGGACAAUGCUUCAAAGGCUGCUCUUGCGUUGAAUAGCGAGCGGCUGUUGGCUUUGCAAGAAAGCUUGCCAGUUCCUGUCAAACGGCACCCAGUUUUUGGUGAAAAUGGGCUGCGUUUGGAUCAUACGCCCACUGAUGAGGAAAUCGCUUUCUUGUGGCAAGGAGUGCGAAGUGCCUUAACCCACAAAAACGCUGCUACAGGUGAUUUCCGUGCUGGCGUUCUGCCUUCUCAUUUACAGCACACACAACCCAACCUGUCCCACAUCGUGAUCGACGGAGCAACACUGAGCAACUGGAGGUCACUGUCACGAAUAAACGGCUUCUUCUCCCCACUUAAUAAUGGUUAUGUCACCCUUUCAAGACGGAAACCGAUUCUAGACAACAAUGAGAACAAGCGCAGAGCAUUGCUGGAGCAGAGGAAAGGAAGACCCGCAUCUGCCGGCUGGGGGCCCUCACAUAUUCAGAACAUGAACACGGUGAAGAUAAAUCCUUUGUCAGGUGCACAUGGGCCCGGGCAGAAUCACAGCGCCACUCACCCUGGUGAAGUCUCAGAAAGCACGGCUCAGUUUAUUCUGGCGGAGAAUCUGGUGGAAACAUCUGCAUCAGAUGGAGAAAUUCUAGCGGCCAUGCAGGAGGUGCAAGCAAACAAGCACAGCGGCGUAGUAUACAGAGCUCCGCAGACGGCUCUUUCCAUAGAAGAACAGAGGCUCCUUCAGUCACUCGAUCGCCUCAAUCAGAGACUGCAGCAUGUUCAAGAAACCACAAUCAAGCCCUCAGCAGCUACAAUUGGAUUUCCGCCAAAAUCAGCACUGAAGAUUCCCCAUUUCCCACCGCAGCCGGCAGAACACAUGACCCAGGCACAAAAGUACCGAAGUCUGUCAGCUGAUCCCCGCACCCGCCUGCAGAGGAGAUACUGAAAGUUUUGGAGGGGGGGGCGAGCGUUUAGUAUCAUCCAUUGUAUUAUAGUAGGACUGUUAACCCUUCAUGUCCCUGAACGCAUGUACAUAUGUAUAACUGUUCGCCGCUGUACUAUAUUUAUCGUUUUUUAUUGAGAUGUAAUAUAUUUUAAUGAUUUGGGUGACUACAGGCGGCAUACUUAACUUUUCUACAUUUUUAUGACAAGUUUGCACUAGCAGUACGCUCUAGUUUCAUGUUUGUAGUAACCCCACUGCUUAACGGCCAAGUUCACAUAUGGAGGAUCAUUUCCGCCAUGGACUUGGCUGAGAAUCCACGUCGAAAUCUGCUUAUAUUGCAGGCGGACUACGUUGCGGAUUUGGCUGCGGAUUCACCGCUCAUUUUGUUCUAUUGCAUUGCAAAGAGGGAAAUCUGUGGUGAAGAUCUGCAGCAUUUCUGUAUAAGAUCCAGCUUGCCUUGAAUUUUGUGCAGAUUUUUUCCGCUAUACAAAGAUGAGGGUUUUGAAAACCAGAUCAACUUUCACUGUACUGUAAAUUGCUACAGACUCGCGGUGCAGAAUCUGCAGCAUGUGAACCUGGCCUUAGUCAAUCAAAUAAUAUGAAUAGUAGCCACAGCAACCUGACGGGUGACAUAUUUCACUUUUUAAAAUGUGGUUAGUUACCAUUUCAUGUUGUUUAAAUAGAUACUCAGCCUAAAUUUAUUUUUUAGCAAGAAUUGGAUUGGGUAAUGACAGGUCUCUUAAAGGGCAUCUGUCAGCAGUU
Molecule: messenger RNA, 4380 nt
Organism: Bufo gargarizans (Asiatic toad)
Lineage: Eukaryota; Metazoa; Chordata; Amphibia; Anura; Bufonidae
Gene: CEP126
Product: centrosomal protein 126
Exons: 12
Coding region: 286-3621 (1111 amino acids)
Biological process (GO): non-motile cilium assembly; mitotic spindle organization; cytoplasmic microtubule organization
Cellular component (GO): centrosome; midbody; ciliary base
Source: RefSeq, a predicted model, not a curated record